Molecule: messenger RNA, 3379 nt
Organism: Thalassophryne amazonica
Lineage: Eukaryota; Metazoa; Chordata; Actinopteri; Batrachoidiformes; Batrachoididae
Gene: katnb1
Product: katanin p80 (WD repeat containing) subunit B 1
Exons: 26
Coding region: 156-3101 (981 amino acids)
Biological process (GO): microtubule severing; microtubule depolymerization
Cellular component (GO): katanin complex
Molecular function (GO): microtubule binding
Source: RefSeq, a predicted model, not a curated record
AAGAAGAGUGUGUUCAGUUGCCAAGCUGCAAAAGGACGGAUGUAAAGUGAGUGUUACCAGGUUACCGGAGCUCUCUGUGUGGGUUCACCGUCGAUACAGACGAAGGAAACACAGUAAGGCUGACUUUUGGCCUCAUCAGAAGUACUGUGGUCAGCAUGGCUGCUGCCAGCUCCACCAGGAUCUCUUGGCAGCUGCAGGCGUUUGAGGCUCAUUCCAGCUCUGUGAGCUGUGCGUCACUGGGAAAAAGCUCAGGUCGACUGCUGGCCACAGGCGGAGAUGACUGCAGGGUCAACAUUUGGGCUGUCAGCAAAGCCAACUGCAUCAUGAGUUUAACAGGUCAUAAGAGUUCCGUGGAGUGUGUGCAGCUCAACCACUCCGAGGAGCAGGUCGUCGCCGGAUCACAGUCUGGGUCCAUAAGAGUCUGGGACCUGGAAGCCGCUAAGAUAUUAAGGACUCUGAUGGGACACAAAGCAAAUGUCACCAGCUUGGGUUUUCAUCCAUAUGGAUGUUUCAUCGCCUCAGGCUCCAUGGACACAAACAUCAAGAUGUGGGAUGUACGGAGGAAAGGAUAUGUCUUCAGAUAUAAGGGUCACUCCCAGGCUGUCAGGAAUCUGGCCUUCAGUCCGGACGGGAAGUGGUUAGCCUCCGCCAGUGACGACGCCACUGUCAAAUUGUGGGAUCUGGCUCAGGGGAAGAUGAUCACAGAGUUCAGAGGUCACACCGGAGCCGUCAAUAUCGUCCAGUUCCACCCCAAUGAGUAUCUUUUGGCGUCGGGCAGCUCUGACAGGACUGUCAAGAUUUGGGAUCUUGAGAAGUUUGAGAUGAUCAGCUCGUUGGAAGGGAGCACGGGUCCGGUCUGGUGCAUGUUGUUCAGCCCGGACGGUGACUGUCUGUACAGCGGUGCACUCGACUCUCUGCGGGUCUACGGCUGGGAGCCUGACCGCUGUUUUGAUGUCGUGUCGGUGGGCUGGGGCAAAGUGAGCGACCUGGCUCUCUGCAACCAUCAGCUGAUUGGCGUGUCCCACGAGCUGUCCAGUGUAUCUUCCUACGUGGUUGAUCUCAAAAGGGUGAAAAAAAACGACAGCUCCACGAUCCACAGCAUUACACAGGAUGACCUGCUGCUCACAGAGCCAUCACCAAAAGGAUCAGUUCUGCGGCGGAGCUACGAACAACCAAUAACCACCUGCGGCGCGCAGCGGAUGAAGCAGAAUUCAGAUGCUGAGCGCCGCAGUCCCGAAGGUGAGAGGCGGAGUCCCAGCGAUGACGAAAAGGAUGACGAAGAGUCAUCGGCUGAGAUCCACAACGCUGAGGAACACAAAGCGAUCUUUCAGCCGAAGAAUGUCCUCUUUACAAGCAGCUUUCACAUUAGAAGUUUUUCUCCUGAGUUAUUGCCAUCAUUUAGAGUAAUUCAGAAUAAACGUUUGUGGAGGGUGAACUUGUGUUUGUGUGUGCAGGGUCACUCCCAGGCUGUCAGGAAUCUGGCCUUCAGUCCGGACGGGAAGUGGUUAGCCUCCGCCAGUGACGACGCCACUGUCAAAUUGUGGGAUCUGGCUCAGGGGAAGAUGAUCACAGAGUUCAGAGGUCACACCGGAGCCGUCAAUAUCGUCCAGUUCCACCCCAAUGAGUAUCUUUUGGCGUCGGGCAGCUCUGACAGGACUGUCAAGAUUUGGGAUCUUGAGAAGUUUGAGAUGAUCAGCUCGUUGGAAGGGAGCACGGGUCCGGUCUGGUGCAUGUUGUUCAGCCCGGACGGUGACUGUCUGUACAGCGGUGCACUCGACUCUCUGCGGGUCUACGGCUGGGAGCCUGACCGCUGUUUUGAUGUCGUGUCGGUGGGCUGGGGCAAAGUGAGCGACCUGGCUCUCUGCAACCAUCAGCUGAUUGGCGUGUCCCACGAGCUGUCCAGUGUAUCUUCCUACGUGGUUGAUCUCAAAAGGGUGAAAAAAAACGACAGCUCCACGAUCCACAGCAUUACACAGGAUGACCUGCUGCUCACAGAGCCAUCACCAAAAGGAUCAGUUCUGCGGCGGAGCUACGAACAACCAAUAACCACCUGCGGCGCGCAGCGGAUGAAGCAGAAUUCAGAUGCUGAGCGCCGCAGUCCCGAAGGUGAGAGGCGGAGUCCCAGCGAUGACGAAAAGGAUGACGAAGAGUCAUCGGCUGAGAUCCACAACGCUGAGGAACACAAAGCGAUCUUUCAGCCGAAGAAUGUCCUCUCUCGCAGUCCUCCGAGGAUAUCGGAGCCUUUUCGUGCUCCGCCCAAGGAUGAGAGCGCUGCCAUCAGCCAGCAUCUGAAGGACAUGCAGAUGAAGGGCGGCCCUCUGGCUUCAUCCACUCCUGUCCAGAGGGUGGUGCCAACAGUGGUCUCACGGUCUAAGCAUCCAGCCCCCGCACUGCACGCUGUUGCUGCUGGCCCAGUGAUCUCGAACCCCCCCAGCUCCUGUCCAGUGUCAACUCAAGCUCCAAGCAGCAAGACCAAACCUCAGCCCAGCAUCAUCCUCUCCGCCAGGAAUGAACCCAUUGGCCUCAACGUGGCCGACUUCCUCCCUCCAUCACCCAGCAGCCGUCCCGGAGCACUGAGCGACGACGACGCUCUGUCCCAGAUCAGGAAAGGUCACGAUACCAUGUGCGUGAUGCUGAGCAGCCGACUCAAGAAUCUGCAGACGGUCCGAGCUGUGUGGAUGAGUGGCGACAUCAAGAAUGCAGUGGACACAGCCGUGUCCAUGAACGACAUGUCCAUCGUCGUGGACAUUCUCAACAUCAUCAACAUGCAGCCGUUGCUAUGGAAACUGGACCUGUGCACAACUGUUCUUCCUCAGGUCGGCAAACUGCUGCAGAGUAAAUACGAGAGCUACAUGCAGACCGGCUGUCGCUGCCUCAAACUCAUCAUGUCACACUUCUGGAUGCUGAUUUCGGACACGCUGAAAGCGCCGCCGUCCGUCGGCGUGGACAUCACACGAGAGGAGCGGUACCAGCGCUGCAGAACCUGCUUGAAAUACCUCAUGGACUUGAAUGCUCUGGUCAAGAAGAAGGCGGAGCAAGUCGGCCGCCAUGGCAGCGCAUUCAACGAGCUCAAGCUGUUGAUGGUCCCGCUGGACGAGUGACUCGGACAAGAAGAAGCCAUGAAGCGUCUCUGUCGGACCGUUGUCACGGACACAUCUUCUGGCAUUAUUCCCCUUUUUUCUUUUUUGUACAAUGGUUGAAUAAAGGUUUAACAGCUUGAAUAAAGUUUUUGUUGUUGUUGUUGUAAAAUAUUUGAAUAGAAGUUUGAUUCCUGUAUAUUUGUUCUGUAAUUUGUGUCUGUAUCAUGUAACAAAAAUUAACUUAUGACACAACAAUAAUUUAGCAUUUGGUUCUCCUCAUUGAAUAAACUUGUCAUUGU